CCGCGGGAACGGUCUACUGUCUUCGGGUGUCUACUAUAUUCGGGCUACCAAGUACCAAGAAGCGUUGGAAGCCCCCAGAGGAGCAGCAACCAGCCAACCGGACCCGCCAGAACCGUCCGAAGGUUCAGUCUACUCCGUGCGCCCAAACGGUCCAGACCUGUUCAAGAAUCACUUUCCAGUAUUUCACUGAUUACGUUUUUUUUAAUAAAUAUCCAAAUAUUGAGUUCAACUGUUUGUCAACUGCAUCACAUUGUCGUGAUUAAUACCGGUUUCAUGAGUCGUUAUAUCUUGUGAAAUCAGCGAUCAUCAGGAUUUUGGAAUUAACCAGGAUCACCAGGAUAUUCGAGGGUCUCUGCCUGUUGACUUUCACCCAUCAUCAGCGGUAGCCAAUUGUGGAUACAGCACCGCAUCCUUGACUCCACCUGACCUAGAACAAGGAGUUGAAUAUAAAAAUUAAAAAAACAAGUAAAAAUCAAAAGUUAAUUACUCACUCGAUCCAGUGAAUAAUAAUUGCACACCGCAAGGAUUGCUGAGGUGCGAGGAAGAGGCAAAUAUUUGGUCGCUGGUAGACACUGCGAUCCGUUGAAAAGUCAGUCUUCGGGAGGGAAAAAAAAACUUGAGGAAAAAAAGAAUCGUUGAAGGAGGUGGGAUAGGUACCCACUUGGCAAUAGACGGAAAAGGAGAGAGGAGGACGAGAAGGAGAGAGAGAGAGAGAGAGUGAGUGAGAGAGGCGUAUAGUCAAGUCUGUUGAGGUCUCGUGAACGAGGGAGCGGUGGGAAUUUAUAAGGAUGUUCGCGAUAAUGCCGAUGGAGACAGAGGGGCACGGCAGGGAGUUCGGCCGCCGGCAGAAGAUGCGCGCCAAGUGCACAGUCGAGUUCGUCUGCAAGUACUGCCAGCGGCGUUUUACCAAGCCCUAUAACCUCAUGAUACAUGAGCGCAGUCACAAGGACGACGUGACCUUCACCUGUGAGGUCUGCGGAAAGUCCUUCAAACGACAGGACAAUCUCAAACAGCACAGAUGUGGGUGGCGGUGAGCGGGAGCUCUGAAACCCCCUGCACCUUCCACACAACAACAAAAACAAAUUAUCGAAAAACGGCGAACAAAAAAAAAAAAUAGUAACACGAGUACACGAAUCCUCCCCCUGUUCCCAACUCUGAAGAUGAUUUUUUGAAAUAAUUUAAAUCACCCGCUUCUUGAUCACCGGGCUACCCAAUUGUUAGAUUCACACGAUAUGACUCCAGCAUGCCUUCUCUUCUCACUCUCCUAACAAACUAUAAAAAAAAUCUACUAAUUAAAAAAAUUUAUUAUUGAAUGAAUUAUCCAUGCGCUAAAAAGGCAGUUCCUCAUUCCCAAUAUUUCGGUCAAUCUCUGUUCCAGGAGCAUACACUCUGUUCCUUACAAGGGUUCCAACGGCUACUCGAAUGGCUAUUCGAAUGGCUACUCUAGGUAUUAGAAGCCAUGUCCAGCCGACCCCCCCGCCCUUACUCCCCACCCCAAUCUCCCCCGUAGAUGAUUUUUUUUUAAUUCCAUUAUUUUUUUUUUCAUGAAACUAUCUGUAGAAUUCUAUCUGCCAGUAAAUGUAAACAAGAUUUCUUAACCCAUUUCCCCUUUUUAACCCUCAACCCUACGAAAUUCGAGAGGAGAAAUUAACAAAAGUAAAGAUGCUAAGAUACACCGGAUGUCACCGAGCUAUCGCCAUUUUGGGAUUUAAGUCCCGAAUAAUACGGACAUGGAUGGAAAAUCUUGAGCUAUCGUUGAAACAUCUGUAAGACAGUGGCGCGUGGAUAAAAAUAAAGCAAUAUUUAUUUUUGGGCCUUAUUACACCGUGAGGGGGCCCAAUGUGGUGAAUUCCUUCGGGCAGAUGUCCGUAAAUUGGACUACGUAAUAACCGGCCCCAUCGUCCGACUGGAUGGAGAAACCUGGCUACCGAAGUGUAGCAAUGAACGGCUACUGUGAAGCACGCCCAGGCCCCAGGCGACAUUUGGGCCUCAUCUUCGGCCAGCUGUAAUGCCGGUGCUUCCACCAGUGAUACUGAUAUUAUAGCGGUAUAUAAUUGACAAAAUUUAUUCCACCAUUAUCAUCAUUCAAUUUUGAAUUGUUUUACUUCUGAAAUGGGCUUCACCUGAUAACACAAUUGGGCCUUACGUUAAAAUUCAGUGUUUUCUGAUAAGAUAGCGUGCGCAACUGUACAUUGAUACCCGACUACUUGUUCAGUGCUUGAAAUGAUGAAAUUACGAGCAUUUUAACUUUGUGAUACUGUCAGAACUUAUCAGUGAAUUGUUAAGUCCCAAAAUUAAAUGGGACUCAUUUUCGGCCAAUCUGUAUUUGUCCGUAAUUAGUGAAGCAAUGGUGAGCAAUCAGAAAUUGGGUUUAAAAUUCAGUGAGGACGUUUGGGCCUUAUCACAAAAAAAAAUCAAUUUUUUUUCAAUGUAAUGUUCACGUCAAAACGCAGACUCUUCCAUAAUUUUCUGGUUGACUUGGCUUGAUCAGAUCAAGAGAAGCAUCAACAACAUGGUGGUCUGAGGGGUUCCGUACGGUCCAGUUUCCACUGGGUAAACAGCAAGUCUCCGCUUGUCACUUUGUAUUUCAACCGCGACAAUUAUCACAUCUGCCAAUCUAAAUCAAUCGCAUGGAAAUGGCCACAAAUGAUUAAUUGAAUUUUAAUUCGCGCGUUUGCUCCAGUCAAUCGAUGUCUGUCGAUACCAAUUCCCUUUACGUCAUCGGUUUGGGACUUGUUACAUAAAAAAAAAACUUAACAUUCGGAGAAUUUUGCCAUGAUUUUGACCUCGAAUCACCUUCAAUUUAGGUUUUAUUAAUUAAUUUACACGCCUUAUUUAUUUAUUUCUUAUUUUUCAAUCAAUAUAAAUAUUCUUCGGUUGAUUAAAAUGAACAAAGGAGUCAUUCGAGGUCCAGAUCAGCGGUGUAAUUAAUUUUGAAAGAAUAUUAUUCAUGAGAAUAAACCGGUGAAUCUAGGCCUCUCCUCUCAUUUCAUUAUUCACGAUUCUUAUUAGCUAUGACAUGUGAAAUAAUAUAAACAUUGUGUCGACGGUUGUGGCGACUCGAGGGUCUAUCGAGAUAUAGCUUUCCAGCCUGAUUCAACGAUAAAUUAAAAAUGUCCCUCAAUAGAAAAAAAAAAUUGGAGCAGCGACAAAAAUUAUAGCAGAGAAAAAAAAAAUUCUAACUUGAAAAAAAAAAUGAAAUGAGACUGCAGUCGCGCUUUGUAAAUAGCUUUACUGUGUUUUUAAUAUUAUUAUAUUAUAUAAAUAAUACGAUCAAUCAUAUAUUAUUUUAUAUAAAUAUUAUCAAAAUAGUUGGAUAGUCAUUUUUUUCUGGCGCUGAAAAAAAAAAUGUGAACAUAUUCUCCUGUCAGUGAAAUCAUGUCUCGAGAGUAUGCAAUAUUUAAAAAAAAAUUGAUUUUAUAUUAUAUUAAUUCUCUUGUCCAUGCUCUAGUAUUAUUUCCGCCCCAUUGUACCUAGUACUAGGAGUGAUAAUAAUUUUAUUAAUUAUAACAAUUUGUAAAUCUAAAAAAUUUUGACAUUUGUUUUCUUUCACUGAGAACCCUUCCCACAGUUUUCCCUAUGAGUAAUGAACCCUUACAUUUGCAUAAUCUAGUGAGUGAAGCUAUUGGAUGCAGUGAAUACUUCCAGUUCUGCGCAAUGAACAAAUAAAAAGCGAUAAUUAUUACCCACGAGGAUAAUCCUCCUGGGAGU
Diachasmimorpha longicaudata is the source of this 3711-nucleotide messenger RNA. RefSeq names its product protein drumstick (gene drm). Lineage: Eukaryota; Metazoa; Arthropoda; Insecta; Hymenoptera; Braconidae. Bases 789 to 1034 code for a protein of 81 amino acids. Gene Ontology annotation, molecular function: RNA polymerase II transcription regulatory region sequence-specific DNA binding; DNA-binding transcription factor activity, RNA polymerase II-specific. The transcript is spliced from 3 exons. Gene Ontology annotation, cellular component: nucleus. Gene Ontology annotation, biological process: regulation of transcription by RNA polymerase II; embryo development. The record is from RefSeq and is a predicted model, not a curated record.